Molecule: messenger RNA, 1572 nt
Organism: Colletotrichum higginsianum IMI 349063
Lineage: Eukaryota; Fungi; Ascomycota; Sordariomycetes; Glomerellales; Glomerellaceae
Product: 14-alpha sterol demethylase Cyp51A
Exons: 3
Coding region: 1-1572 (523 amino acids)
Biological process (GO): ergosterol biosynthetic process
Molecular function (GO): oxidoreductase activity, acting on paired donors, with incorporation or reduction of molecular oxygen; iron ion binding; monooxygenase activity
Source: RefSeq, a predicted model, not a curated record
AUGUCGACCCUUUUAGAAACAAUACAGCCGGUAUCUACGGCGUCUAUUGCAGUCUAUGGAUUCAUCGGACUGGUCGCCUUGAUCCUCUUCAACGCCUGUCAACAGGUGGUUUUCCGCAGCAAGACCGAACCGCCUGUCGUCUUCCAUUGGAUCCCCUACAUCGGAAACGCCGUCUCGUACGGCAUGGACCCCGUAGCGUUCUUCAUCAAGCACCGGAAAAAGCACGGCGACGUCUUCACCUUCACCCUCUUCGGCAGGAAGAUGACCUGCUACCUGGGUAUCGAGGGCAACGACUUCAUCCUAAACGGGAGGCUCCAGGACGUCAACGCCGAGGAGAUCUACGGCCCGCUCACGAUCCCCGUGUUCGGCCAGGACGUCAUCUACGACUGCCCGAACUCGAAGCUCAUGGAGCAGAAGAAGUUUGUCAAGUUCGGGCUGAUGCAGAGGGCGCUCGAAUCGCACGUGCCGCUGAUCGAGAAGGAGGUGGUGGACUACAUCGAGACGAGCCCCGCGUGGAAGGGCGCGUCGGGCGUCGUCGACGUGUCCGCCGCCAUGUCCGAGGUCACGCUGUUCACGGCGGCGCGGUCCCUGCAGGGGGAAGAGGUCCGAAAGAAGCUGACGGCCGAGUUUGCCGAGCUGUAUCAUGACCUUGACAUGGUUAGUCCCGGCUUCACCCCGAUCAACUUCCUCUUCCCCCGGUUGCCCCUCCCAAGAAACCGCCGUCGAGACGCCGCCCACGCCAAGAUGAAGGCAGUGUACGAGGGCAUCAUCAAACAACGCCGGGAGACCGGCCUGGGCGCAGAAGCCGAGCACGACAUGCUGUGGAACCUCAUGAGCUCGAGCUACAAGAACGGGACACCCGUGCCCGACAGCGAGAUCGCCUGCAUGAUGAUCACGCUCCUCAUGGGGGGCCAACACUCGUCCUCGUCCGCCAGCGCGUGGAUCAUGCUCCGCCUGGCCGCGCACCCGGACAUCGCCGAGGAGCUCUACGAGGAGCAGGCCCGGAACCUAGGCGAAGGCGACAGGGGCCUCCGUCUGCCGCCCCUGCAGUACGCGGACCUGGACAAGCUCCCGCUCCUGCGCAACGUCGUAAAGGAGACUCUCCGCCUGCACGGCUCCAUCCAUUCGAUCCUCCGUAAAGUCAAGAACCCCCUCCAUAUUCCCGGGAGCCCCUAUGUCGUCGGGACCGACAAGGUCCUUCUGGCCUCGCCCAUGGUGACGGCCAUGAGCGACGAGUUCUUCCCGGACGCUGGGAGCUGGGACCCGCACCGCUGGGACGAGCCCCUGGCCGGCGAGGGUGCCGUCGACGUCGACGAUACCGUCGACUACGGGUACGGGGCUGUGUCGAAGGGGACGAAGAGUCCGUAUAUCCCGUUCGGCGCCGGGAGACAUCGUUGCAUUGGUGAGAAGUUUGCGUAUCUGAACCUGGGUGUCAUUAUUGCUACCAUCGUGCGCAACUUUAAGCUCGAGACAAUGGAUGGACGUCAUGGCGUCGUGCCACCGACGGACCAUUCGUCCAUGUUUGCACGUCCGAUGCAGCCCUCGAAGAUCCGCUGGACUCGGCGGGAGUAG